ACGAAUGGCAAAUUGGGUCAAAACAGGAGAGCACAGGCAAGCGAGAGAGAGGGCCAUGACGGACUUCGCUUCUGAUGGAUCUGAGCAUUCUCAUGGUCCCAGGCCUCCUUGGUUCUUCAGUGGUGCUAUAAAUGACUCCGACCAUGCCGGCUGCCCAGCGGAAGGUUGUCCUCCUAACCAAGAGACUCCUGACUGUGGCGGGACAGACGAGACCUGCAAGAGAACCUUCUACACACCACACAUGGAAGACACCCUGAGAAGACGCCUCAAGUAUCACUUCAUGACCCCUUGCCAGAAAUGGACGGCCAAGAGAAGAUUUCCAUGGAAAAUGAUAGUGCAAUUGCUCAAGAUUAUUAUGGUGACAGUACAGCUUGUAUUAUUUGGAGUUGACCGCAGUGCUCAUGUAACAUUCCUGGAGAAGUCAGACAUAGCAUUCAAGCACCUGUUCCUUCAGGGGUGGGAUCCAGCCUAUGAGACAGUCCCCUACCCUGCCCCCCUGGGAAAGUUUGCUGUUUACAAGCACAGUGAUUUCUACGCAAAGCUAAACUUUGCAUGGAAAAUGUACCAUGAGGCGUGGCCAGAUGCUAUUGGUGUGUAUGACGCACCCCGAGUGAACAGUACUGUAGAUGAACCCAUGGUGCUGUGCAAGACAUAUUUUGAAGUUGGUGAUGUUGAUCCAGCCAGUGGAAGUUAUAACUUUGAUCUGGAUCCAGUCUCAUCUUGUUUUCAACUGCAGAGAACCAUGACGCAUUUCAACACAACUACCAAUAAAACAGAAUACACAUAUGAUAUUGAGAAGUACCUUGCCUCCAUUAAUGAAAGCAUUAAUUUUGACACGUUAAUGAAAGUAGAAGCCAAGUUCUCUCUACGCUCCAUCCAUCUGAAGAACUUUGAUCUAAGAAAGAAUGAAGCAGAAUGUUUUCAGUUUGACAUCGAUAUUCUGUUUGACAACACAGGUUACAAUGGGCAAGUACCAGUAAAGUUGUUGUCUACACCAAACACAUUUGCCUGCCGUGGCAAGAUUAAUAAUCACGGAGAAGUCUCUCAUGUGGUGAGGAAUCUUAUCAUUUUCUUUGAUGGCCUGGUCAUCCUAAUUUCAACAAUUUCUGGGUGCUUAUGUAUCCGCUCCCUCUACAGAUCUCAGAAACUAAGAAAAAUAACUGCAGUAUUUUUCAAGAAACAGAGACAGGUAACCCUAACAUGGGAAGACCAUCUGGAAUUUCUCAACUUUUGGUACCUACUGAUUAUAGUGAAUGAUGUCAUCACCAUCAUAGGGUCAGGCUGUAAAAUUAUGGUGGAAGCCGAGAGAUACAGUCAGAGUGCAGGUGUCCAAAUCUCGACUACUAUUUUUAACAUAGACUACUAUGAGAUCUGUGGGCUGACUCUGGGCACUGGGAGUCUGUUUGCAUGGUUUGGUAUCUUGAGGUAUCUCAGCUUCUUUGAGAAGUACAAUAUCCUAAUCCUGACAAUGAAGAAAUCUUUUCCGGAAGUGAUCCGUUAUCUUAUCUGUGCUCUCAUGUUUUUCUUUGGGUUUGUGUUCUGUGGUUGGGUGGUACUAGGUCCCUAUCAUGUCAAGUUCCGUUCAGUCAGCACUGCCUCAGAGUGUUUGUUUGCUCUGAUGAAUGGAGAUGACAUCUUUGAAACAUUUGCCAUCAUUGAUCCAAAGCUCGUCAACAGCAAUAUCUGGUUCUUCAGCCGUGUCUACCUCUACGUCUUCAACAGCUUGUUCAUCUAUGUGGUGCUAAAUGUUUUUAUUGCAUUACUGACAAAUGCAUAUGAGUGUAUAAAGGAAUCGUACAGCGAAGGUGGUUUUCAGCCCCAUGGUGAUCUGAUGUCGUUUAUAGCAGAGACAGAUGAGGACCAUACCUCUCCACACUACAGGGCAGAAGACGACAGGAGGGCCUGCAAUCUAUUUGAUUGCCUCCCCUGCUGCAAGAGGCAUGAUGUCGAUGAACCAAAUGAGAGGACCAGCCUAUUGAACAGAAAUGUGGAAACGUGAAGAAUAAAGGACAUUACAGGGCAGUGAAGGUCACCAGAACCAUGUGAUAUUAACUGAGAUUGUAAAGGGCAUUUUCAGGAGGCAAACGUUUUUCAUAUUUUUGUUCAUUUCAUUCCUAGUAUCAAAUUCCCUUAGCAGUAUAAAAAGUUUGCAGCCAUAUUGCAACAACGAGUUUGCAGGAGUUAUCAAGAAAAAAUUUAUUGCUGCUUAUUUGCAGCCAGAAUGCAAUAAUCCAGCAAAUUUGCUGCAAAUUCACUGCAAAUUUGUAGCAGGCCUGAUAUUUUGGUAAGGAAAAUGUUCUCUAAGGUACUUGUGUCCUGAGAGUCAUAUUUUAUGAGUUCAAGUUUCUCUGAAUCAAAUACUUCAUCUUACAUUUUCAUUGGCCAGUGUUGCCGAGAUACAAUUGGAAUGUUACAUUGUAACAGGCAUUGUGGCCAAUAUCAAAACUAAAGGGAAAUAAAAGAUGUUGUUAAGCACACACUAUUGUUAAGUGGUCAAUAGCUCGUUAAAAUUUUGCCCUGCCAUUAAGAAUUGGUAGGCAUGAGACUGUUCAAGGGGUUUUCUUUUCCAAAUAAACAUGUCAAGGUGACCAGUUCUACACAUUUAUUUAUGAUCUACAUGUUGUUAACUGUGUACUACCAUGUUUUUUGGAUGUUUUUUUUUUUUUGUCACUGAUAAUACAAUAAACACCCACUGCAUGUGUGUUGGCAGCCCUGAGUAUUUUGUGAAGACUAUUGGAAACUAGUGAGAGUAUGGUUCUGCAAAAUAAGUUGAUGGUAACAUAUAAUUUGUCAGAUGUUAUGGAUGAGGUAGUAUACAUACAGUAUGUUGAUAAUGUUUUCUGUUUAUUGUCUUCCUGCAUUAUUGUCUUCCUGCAUAUGAGUUUUAUCAUGUUAUAUUGGUCACAUCCGAUGUUUGACAUUUCUCUGUAAUUGUGAAAGCAGAGUAAUAUUUAUAAAUAUGAUUACAUGUUAAAUUUAUAAGGCCAAGCAUUGCAUGUACAGUUGUUUAGAAAAGAUCACUUUCUCCUUUGAAGGGUACUUUUUUAGGGCUGCAGUCGGACAUUCAGAGUGUGGGUAUGAGGUCAUAUAUUACAUUGUAAAUGUCUUGUGAAGUAGGCUAAUCAUGAGGUUCCAAAAGGCUCACAAAAUCCAGGUCUGCUUUUAUCAUAAGAUGAAUUCAUUGUCAUAGCUAUAGAUAUUGAGAGUAGUGGGACAUAAAUUUCCCUAUUUCAGAAAUGUGUAUAGGGAAUAAAGUUUUCUUUUUAUUACCUGUCUCUACAGCAAUAUUCACCCACUUUUGUUCAGUCAUUUUAAACUCUUUGACAAUCUUUAAUUAAAUUUUAGCUAACCAGUGCAAAAAAUAGAGGUAUAUCUCAGGUAAUGAAUAUGGUGUAAAUUAAGUUAAUUGCACAUUCAUAGCUGAAAGUUUAAAACUUGGUGGCAGUUGAUAACAUUUGCAAUCCAGACACAAAUGGCAUUUUUCUCAGAAAUAAAAUGUUAAGACUUUGUUUAGUUUUGACACAUUAUAGGUUUCAUUAUUGUAUUUUAAGGAACAUUUUUCCUAUUUUUUCACUAAAAACCAGGUAGUACUUUACCAUUGCCAAAUAAAAACCAUGUUUCUUAGAUCAUAAUCAUCCACAUCAUAUCAGUGGCAUUAAUUAGAAAAUAAAGCUGCAUUUUUGUAGGAAGGAAUUUUGUUAUUUUUGUAAUUCUUUUAGGAUAUUUCAAAAAGAACUUUCACAUUAUUACUUGAAUUUUGUGAAUCCUGUCAUUUUGAUGGAGACAUUCACAGUAGAUACUGAUACAUGUUGGUACAUGUAUUAUCAAUUGACACACUUACAGUUUGCU
Lingula anatina is the source of this 3849-nucleotide messenger RNA. RefSeq names its product mucolipin-3. Lineage: Eukaryota; Metazoa; Brachiopoda; Lingulata; Lingulida; Lingulidae. Gene Ontology annotation, molecular function: NAADP-sensitive calcium-release channel activity. The record is from RefSeq and is a predicted model, not a curated record. Gene Ontology annotation, cellular component: plasma membrane; lysosomal membrane. Gene Ontology annotation, biological process: transmembrane transport; monoatomic ion transport.